AUGGGAAAUGGUCCAGAUUACAGGCGUGUGUGGUUUCCAGACUGGCCAGUGCAUGUCACAGAAGACAACAAAACAUUCCAUAUACCAAUCGAUAUGCGUUUCAACGAAGGGCAUAAGGUGUCAUUGCUAUUUUAUUCAAUUUUAAUGGUCAUUUCGUCGGUAGGCAAUAUAAGCGUCCUAGCGAUAUUAUUGAAAAGGAUGAAGCACAGCAGGUCGAGAAUCAACAUGAUGCUGAUCCAUCUUGCUAUAGCAGAUCUAUUGGUGACGUUCAUCUUGAUGCCAAUGGAAAUCGUUUGGGCAGCCACAGUGUCUUGGUGGUUUGGUGACAUUGCAUGUAGAAUUGCUGCUUUUUUCAGAACGUUUGGCUUGUACCAGUCAUGUUUUGUCCUAGUUUCCAUCGGGAUCGAUAGGUACUAUGCAGUACUCAAACCCUUAAAGUUGUCUGCAGCGAAUAGAAGAGGAAAAUUCAUAAUUACCUGCGCAUGGAUGGCUUCCGCUUUAUGCAGUCUGCCACAGACAAUCAUUUUUCACGUUGAGACACAUCCUAAUGUCACGUGGUUUGAACAGUGCAUAACAAUUAAUUCUUUUUCAUCAUAUGCACAAGAGUUCGCCUAUUCAUUCUUUGGAAUGUUAUCGAUGUACUUGCUGCCGCUGAUAUUUAUAACCUAUUUCUACGGCUCAAUAUUCAUCGAGAUAUGUAAAAGAUCAAAAGAUCAUCAUGUUAACUCAGACAAACUCAGAAGGAAUAACUUAGCUUUCUUUGGAAAAGCCAAAACCAGAACGCUUAAAAUGACCAUUACAAUAAUAUCUGCUUUUUUUAUAUGCUGGACACCGUACUAUAUUAUGGCUUUUUGGUACUGGGUAGACAGAGAUUCUGCUUCAGAAGUGGAUCAACGUGUUCAAAAGGCACUAUUCUUGUUUGCUUGCACGAAUUCGAGUAUUAACCCCAUUGUAUAUGGAGCUUUCAAUAUCCGCAAACGUAAGAAUGUUUCAAGAAGAACAAGAGAGAGUAACACAUGUUCAACAGAAAUGAAACUUCAACAAACAGGACAGAAAAGCCCAAUUCAAUGA
Molecule: messenger RNA, 1071 nt
Organism: Nezara viridula (southern green stink bug)
Lineage: Eukaryota; Metazoa; Arthropoda; Insecta; Hemiptera; Pentatomidae
Source: the annotation of a GenBank genome assembly